AUGAAAACUAUGCUUACAAUCUUCAACUAAUUGUUAAAUUUUUUCUAUAAAUUUUAGAGAAAACUUGAUUUUAGUAAUAGAAUCUCGAGAAUCAUAUUCAAAUAUUGUAAAACAAAUUAAUAUUACAAUAGCAUAAUUUAACUUUUCAAAUAGAAACAUAAAUAAAUUACCUUAUAAACAAUAGAUUACAAUGUUGAUAGAAAUAUUAUUGAACCAUUAAUAAAAAAAUAUUGCAAUUCGAUUUCGAAAUAAUUAUAUUCCAACAUUAAAUCUAAUUUAGGAGCUGAAGAUUUAAAUGAUUAACUUUUAGUUUAUUAAGUAGCAAGACUUUUAAGAGAUUUAUACUCAAUAAAUAAAUCACGAAAUCAAAUAAUAGAUUUAUGACCAUGGUAUAUUAAGAAAGAUGCUUUCAAAAUUCUAUGAAAAGUUUUUACAUAUAAAACUCCACAUUUAAUAAUACUUCAACUGA
This is a messenger RNA of Paramecium sonneborni, 469 nucleotides long. The record is from the annotation of a GenBank genome assembly. Lineage: Eukaryota; Ciliophora; Oligohymenophorea; Peniculida; Parameciidae.